UUCUCUUUCAGCUCUUUUGUCUCUCAAACUGAAGGAACCUCUGACUGUAGAGUUCAUAUACGACUAAUACGACUACAGAUACUCCUAAUAAAUACUAAUAAACACUCCCACUAACACCAGUCCUACCAGUAAGACAGGAUGGAGCUCUGGUGGAGUUUUUCGGCUGAGACCUGGGCUCUGAUCGUCAUCCUCAUCAGCCUCAUCCUGCUGUAUGGGUACUGGCCGUACGGGUUCUUUAAGCGUUUGGGAGUUCCCGGUCCUAAACCCGUCCCGUUUUUUGGAACCAUGUUAGAGUAUCGUAAGGGAAUCCAUAACUUUGAUAUGGAGUGUUUUCAGAAGUACGGUAAGAUUUGGGGCGUGUACGAGGCGAGACAGCCGGCCCUCUGUGUCCUGGACUCAGACAUCAUUAAAACUGUCAUGGUUAAAGAGUGCUACUCUCACUUCACCAACCGCAGAAAUGUCCGUUUAAGCGGCCCCCUGUACGACGCACUACCCCACGCUGAGGACGAGGACUGGAAGAGGAUCAGGAGCGUUCUCUCUCCUUCAUUCACCAGCAGCAGACUGAACGAGAUGUUUGAGAUCAUGAAAUCUCAAUCUCGGUCACUGACUGAUAACCUGCAGAAGACAUCAGAGCGAGGAGAAGCAGCAGAUAUUAGAGAGUUUUUCGGGGCUUACAGUUUGGACGUGGUGACGAGCACAGCGUUUGGUAUUGAUAUCAAUUCCCUUAACAACCCCAACGACUCGUUUGUGUCCAACAUGAAGAAACUGCUACAGUUUGACUUCUUCAACCCUCUGUUCCUCACCAUUGCGCUGUUCCCCUGUGUCAUACCUCUGUUAGAGAAGAUGGGUCUCUCCAUUUUCUCUAACGAAGCGACUGGUUUCUUUUACUCCUCUUUUCAAAAGAUGAAGUCUGAGCGUUUGGACCAACAUCAUAAGAAGCGAGUGGACUUCAUGCAGUUAAUGAUUGAUUCUCAGAAAUCAGAAAAAGACGAUCUGAAUGGUGGAAACACAAGCAAAGAAGGUUUGAAUGAUCAUGAGAUCCUGUCCCAGUCCUUAAUCUUCGUCUUUGCUGGUUAUGAGACGAGCAGUAAGACAUUGUCGUUUCUCUUCCACAAUCUGGCCAGUAAUCCAGAGACCCUGAAGAAACUACAGGAAGAAAUCGAUGCAAAUUUCCCACAUAAGGCUGAAGUUGAUUAUGACACUAUGAUGAACAUGGAUUAUCUGGAUGCUGCUCUGAACGAAUCUCUGAGGUUGUAUCCUGUGAUUUUUCGUCUUCAAAGAGUCUGCAAGAAAACUUUUAAAAUAAAGGGCCUUACCAUCCCAAAGGAUACGGUCGUCAUGAUCCCAAUCUAUACCCUACAUAGGGACCCUAAAUACUGGCCUGACCCAGACACCUUCAAACCUGAGAGGUUCACUAAGAGGAAUAAGGAGAGCAUCGAGCCGUAUACGUACAUGCCGUUUGGGUUAGGACCCAGGAACUGCAUCGGGAUGAGGUUCGCCCACGUCAUCAUAAAGCUGGUUGUUGUUGAGAUACUGCAGAGAUUCGACGUCAGUCUUUCUGAGGAAACGAAGGUUCCUCUGGAGCUCAUCAACACUGGAAUUCUGGCUUCUAAACACCCCAUUAAACUCAAAUUCACAAUUCGGGAGAAAUGUUGACCUCUGACUGUGACGAUAGCUAUAGUAACUCAAGGAUUCAAAUAAGUUCUGCUUAAUAAUUUUACUAUAUUUCAGAUUUUUAUUAUUAUUUUUAUUAUUUCUGAACUUGACACUGGGAGUAGAUUUGUAAUGAUGCAGUUUAAUAAAAAAUUAAAGCCUGUUUAACCC
This is a messenger RNA of Clarias gariepinus (North African catfish), 1824 nucleotides long. Its product is annotated as cytochrome P450 3A30-like. Gene Ontology annotation, molecular function: oxidoreductase activity, acting on paired donors, with incorporation or reduction of molecular oxygen, reduced flavin or flavoprotein as one donor, and incorporation of one atom of oxygen; steroid hydroxylase activity; heme binding. NCBI's taxonomy places the organism in Eukaryota, Metazoa, Chordata, Actinopteri, Siluriformes, Clariidae. Bases 139 to 1656 code for a protein of 505 amino acids. The record is from RefSeq and is a predicted model, not a curated record. The transcript is spliced from 13 exons.